GGAGAGUAAACUGACAACUGAGUCAGUCUCCGGUUAGCAGGGGAGGGAAGCAGCUACACAGCGGCUCCUCUAUUCAUUUACCAUCCCACAUGAAACACCAGGGGCAUUGAGGUCUUCAUACUUCUCUGUCUGCAGGCUCCACGGCUCCUCAUUAUGGAUACAGACAGCUAACGUCAGGUUAGCUAGCGUUACCAUUAGCAGCGGGACUUCUCCGCCUGACAGCAGCACAGCAGAGCUGAGUCGUCCAGCGAGGAAGCGAGAGCUCAGGGCAGGGUCUGAGAAGUGCUGAGUCGCUCUGAGAGGUUCCUUCCACCCAGGGAACAGGCAGACAAGCGAGCAUGCAGGCAGGGAGAGGAGAUGGACGGCCAGAUGGAUGGAUGGAUGUCAGACAGAGGUGGAGGCCACUAGACAGAGGAGCUGUGGCAAAUUGCUGUGGCUGCGUGAUCCCUGGGGAGCAUGAGUCAUGACCUCAGUGGUGCUGGUCGACACUGGUGGGACAGUGGUGGAGUAUGUCGCAGCGGAAGAGGACCUCCAGCAGCAGGAGGGAGAGAGCGAGGUGGAUUUGGACCUGGAAGGGGAGGUGGAAGGCGAGUGUGAAGCAGAGGAGGCCUAUGAAGACGUGCAGGACAGAGAAGAGGCUGACGACUACCCAGCAGUCAUUGUGGAGGAGGUACCUGGUGCCAGCCUGACCGAGGAGCAGAGUUACUCGGCCCAGGUGCUGGUGUAUGAUGACGAGGCGUACCCAAUGCAGGAAGUCGGCGAUGAGCAGGAGGUGGAGACAGAAGGGGAGGCAGUGGAGGCUUCUGUCCAUGGCACCAGUGUCCACUGCUCUGACAAAACCAUUGAGGCUGCAGAGGCUCUGCUUCGCAUGGAUUCACCUUCCAGCCUCAGAGAGGAUCGUAGUCCAGAAGCUUUUAUCCCACCAUGCAUAGCAACACCAGACUUCCUCCAUGCUGCUAUGCGUCCUGACAUGAUUGCAGAAACAGAGGUGGAGAUAUCGACAGAAGACUGCUGCGAGGAGGAAGAUGAGGAGAUGGUCACCCUGUUGGAGGAGGGUCCAGAACCAGAACCUGACCACGAGCCUGUCAGGAAAAGGAGAGCUGGACGGAAGCCAAAGACACAUCAGUCAGCUAUUUCCAAUGGCUCACCAGACCUCGGCAUCAAGAAGAAGCCAAGAGAAGGAAAAGCAGGGAGUACAACCUACCUAUGGGAGUUCUUGCUGGAUCUACUCCAGGACAAAAACACCUGUCCCAGGUACAUCAAGUGGACCCAGAGGGAGAAAGGCAUCUUCAAACUGGUCGAUUCAAAGGCUGUGUCCAAGCUGUGGGGCAAACACAAGAACAAGCCAGACAUGAACUAUGAGACCAUGGGACGGGCACUCAGAUAUUACUACCAGCGCGGCAUCCUCGCCAAAGUAGAGGGCCAGCGGCUGGUUUACCAGUUCAAAGAGAUGCCCAAAAACAUAGUCAUCAUUGACGAUGACAAGGCAGACAUGGCAGCCCCCGAUGAUCUGAUCGGCUCAGACACCGCCGCGUCCUAUGAGCGAGUGCCACCGCCAUCGUCGGACAUGCUGCUCCAGGCGACCGAGCUAUCGUCCUCCAAGAAGCCCAACAUUCUGCGGGGUGGAAACAGAGCCAACAUGGUCCAGGCUCCCAUCGCUACAGGAAGCAAGACGGCAGCAGGAGGCAGCGCGGCAGUGGCGUCGGGGGUUCCGCGGAUAGUGACGGUUUCUGCUGCGCCAGAUGGGAGUCAGACCCAGCAGUCUCACACAGCUAUCAUCCCUAAUGCCACUGGUCCCAGGACGGUGCGCGUGGCUAUGCAGGUGCCUGUUGUCAUGACAACAUCACUGGGUCAGAAGAUUUCAACAGUUGCUGUGCAGCAGCCGACAGGAACAACAGGGGCAGCCGGCCACACCACCCUCCUCACCAACACCUCUGCUAUCAGUGCUGCUGCUGGUAACACCAACUCACAACAGAAGGUUGUGAUCCAGACUAUCCCCACCAUGGUCCCAGCCACAGCAGAGAAUGGAGAUAAGAUCACGGUCCAGCUGGCCAAGAUCAUCACAAUCCCAGCCCACCAGUUAGCUCAGUGUCAGCUCCAGACCUCCACAGGCACAAACAAGCCCAGCCUCGGAGCUUCCCCUGGGGGCAUCAGCCUCCUCGGCAGCCCCUUGACCGUCCGGGCCCUGGCUCCGGUCAGCGUUGCCCCGGGAACGCAAGUGAUGAGACUCACCGUGCCGACGCAGGCACAGCAGCAGACUCUGGUGGUGUCGCAGCCGGGAAGCAUCGGCAGCGGGGCCGGGGUGGUAACGGUGUCGACAGCCAAUCAGACGGUGACUGCGCAGCCUCGCAUCAUCAGCGGUGUCAUCAAUGGCUCAGAGCUGGUGAUAGGAGCACCUGCAACUGGAGGGGUCGCCAUGGAGAAGCUGAAGGCCGCGGGGGUCCAGGUCCAGGCUGUGCAUGUGCCGGUGGCGGUCCAGCAGAACCAGGCGAACCCCAGAACUGUCCAGAAUGUCCAAACAGAGGCCGUGGACGCUGAGGUGGUAAUCAAACUGGAAACACCAGAUGUGACGAUAAAGACAGAAGAGCCUGAGUGUUAAAGUGUGCACAUUUACCAGUACCCAUCUUCCCCCUCUGCCAGAGAGGGUUAGUUUGUCUGAAGUCAUUUUUACUCUUAUAACAACCAGCAGUAGUCUGUGAGACUUUAAAGACUCCUGAAGGUCUGAUUUUAGUCCUCAACCUGUCUUCACACCUUCCCUGUUGCUGCCUACGACUUAAACUGUACUAAGUCGCUCUCCUUCACAACCACACUGAAACCUCUGAGUGUUGUGUUUGGAGCCCAAACUGCACCAUGCAACAUAGGAAUACACACAGACUUCAAAGGGACUUGUUGGGAAAGGUGAAGGGACCAACCUUGAUCACUACAAUUGAUGCCUUCUAAAUGGAUCGCUAUCACUGACUCAGAUUGGGAAGAACCUUGAAAAAAAAAAAAAAAGCUGAAACACUACAAAACAAGGCAAAUAAUUACAACCAACCAAAAUGUGAACUAUCACAUUUAAAAAACGAGUGUUGGGGGGUGUAAUGAAACUUUUGUAGAAAGCAUUUGUUUCUAAUUUUGCCUCUAUGGAUGUUAAAACCAGCAACUUAAUUUUUUUUUUUUUUUUUUUACUUAUAUCACUGUGCAGAUCAAGUAUGGGUGGUGCUACAUGAGAGAGAGAGGCAGAAGCUGACAGAAGCUUUGACAAGGGUCGAUAUCAGACAGAAAAUGGUUGUGUAUGUACAUAUUUAUAUAUAUCUCUACUAUACAGUUUAUGGAGCUAAAGUUAACAGAACAGCCUUAGAUUUUAAUUUUAAUUUUCUUUUUCAUAUAUUGUCUGAACAGUAAGCUAAAAUUUGUUUUUGUGUUUUGAUACCUUGUACCAAGCACAGUAUUAUUGAAACUAGGGAAUCUAAUAUUUGUCUUUAUCAUUAGCUCCUCUGUCUAACAGGCUGUUAAUGCUCAUACGGAGAAAUGGUAACAUGUUGUAGAUCAGUGACCAGAUUGCUUGCAGUGUGUCUUCCAGCAUCUAGGAAAAUCUCUAGGCUUCACAUGUAUUUGACAAAAGGAUCUUGGCGAUGUCUCAGUAUAUAUAUUUUUUUUGUUUGCUCUCCUCUUCACAACCUGACACAGUCCAGCUGCAUGGAAAUGCCAAGAACAGGACUCAGAGCCAUGCAUGCUGCCAUGACUCAGAAAGAAAAGAAUCCAAGAAGUAGUAGCAGUGUGUUUACACUCAAAUCACAAAUGAGAUGAAUCAGUUAUUUACAUUUUUUUAAAAGAGGCAUUGAAAAUCACAAGUUAUGCAAAAUGGUUGCGGAAAAUGAAUCACUGUGGAUCCCAGGUCAUUUUACUUCACCCUUAAAACAAUUUGUCAGAACAGUCUGUGCCAUUUUGGCUCUACAUUUCAUUAUUUUAUUUUUUAUCUAAAAAGAGGGACAAUAGAAAGAUGUUUGUGUUCAGACUGAACUGUUUAUAUUCAACAUUUGAAGUAUAUUCUAUUUUGUUGUACUCUUGUUUCAAAGUGUAUUAAAGUAGAUUUUACUGAAAUAUAAAGAGACAUUUGAGACGCGA
Messenger RNA from Lates calcarifer (barramundi perch), 4107 nucleotides. RefSeq names its product E74-like factor 2b (ets domain transcription factor) (gene elf2b). The record is from RefSeq and is a predicted model, not a curated record. Gene Ontology annotation, cellular component: nucleus. NCBI's taxonomy places the organism in Eukaryota, Metazoa, Chordata, Actinopteri, Centropomidae. Gene Ontology annotation, biological process: regulation of transcription by RNA polymerase II; cell differentiation. Gene Ontology annotation, molecular function: DNA-binding transcription factor activity, RNA polymerase II-specific; sequence-specific DNA binding.